AUGGCAGCCCGGCGCGGCGGGCGGCGCGGGGCACUGUGGGCCGGUGGCGGACCGCGCCCGGCGGGAUGGAGCAGUACAUGGUGCUGGGCCGCAUCGGGGAGGGCGCGCACGGCGUCGUGUACCGGGCCAAGCACCGGCAGACCGGGGAGCUGGUGGCGCUGAAGAAGGUGCCGCUGCGGCGGCCCGAGGAGGGGCUGCCCCUGCAGACCCUGAGGGAGAUCAAAGCCCUGAGGGAGAUGGAGGCGCACCCGAACGUGAUCCGGCUCCGCGCCGCCUUUGCUCAGGGCCCGGCGGUGGUUUUGGCUCUGGAGCUGCUGGUGGCGGAUCUCGGGGGGCUCCUGCGGGCGGCCCCCGCCCCGCUGCCCCCGGCCCGGGUGCGGGCGCUGCUGGCCAUGACCCUGCGGGGGCUGGGCCACCUGCACGGGCAGCGCCUGCUGCACCGGGACCUGAAACCCGCCAACCUGCUGCUGGACAGCGCCGGGCGCCUCAAGCUGGCGGAUUUUGGGCUGGCGCGGCUGCUCAGCCCCACCCCGGGGCGCCCCUACAGCCACCAGGUGGCCACCAGGUGGUACCGCGCCCCCGAGCUGCUCUACGGCGCCCGGCGCUACGACGAGGGCGUGGAUUUGUGGGCCGCCGGGUGUAUCCUGGGGGAGCUGAUCACGCUCGCGCCGCUGUUUCCCGGUGACACGGACCUGGAGCAGCUCUGCCGCGUGCUGAGCGCGCUGGGAACGCCCCGGGCCCGCGACUGGCCGGAGCUGGCGGAGCUGCCGGAUUUCCCCAAGCUGCGGUUCCGGCCGCGGGCGCCGCCGCCGCUGCAGCUGUUGGUGCCGGGGGCGGAUGCGGCUGCACUGGACCUGCUGCAGCGGCUGCUGCAUUACUGCCCCGGAAUGCGGCCCCGAGCGCAGCAGGCCCUGCUGCACCCCUUCUUCUUCGGGCCGCAGGAGCUGAGCCCCCCCCCCGCCCCGGGGGGGUCCCGGCGGAACCCCAACUUCAGCCUGGAGAGGGCGCUGGAGCUGCCCCCCCGCGGGGCGCUGGGACCCCUCCCCGAAUUGGGGACCCCCCCCGCGGGGCCCUGA
Taeniopygia guttata (zebra finch) is the source of this 1076-nucleotide messenger RNA. The record is from RefSeq and is a predicted model, not a curated record. NCBI's taxonomy places the organism in Eukaryota, Metazoa, Chordata, Aves, Passeriformes, Estrildidae.